This is a messenger RNA of Chiloscyllium plagiosum (whitespotted bambooshark), 922 nucleotides long. Lineage: Eukaryota; Metazoa; Chordata; Chondrichthyes; Orectolobiformes; Hemiscylliidae. The record is from RefSeq and is a predicted model, not a curated record.
GGAGUCCGAUCUCUGGCCUGGGAUCCCAGCCGUGGCUAUGCACUCGGAGAAGGCUCUACUUUAACCUGUCAGUGCUGGAGGAGGCGGAGGAGCUGACGUUGGCCCAGCUGGAGCUGAGCUUCCCGGGAGAGCCGUACCCACUCCCCGGGGCAGCAGGGGAAACCUGCACCCUGUCCCUCUGGAAUGUGGGAGGGCGUCCCCCCUCCUCCAGUCCGAGCCUCAUCUCCUCACAGUCCUUCCAGAGCCUCCGCGUCUCCCUCAACCUUGACCUGACCGUUGUCUCCAGGGCCUGGAGGCAUCAUAGCGGGAACCCGGGUGCCAUCCUGGAGGUGGGCAGCUCCCUGACGGGAAGCAGGCGGGUACCGGGCCUGGCCUGUGCCCGUCUCGGACUGGCCUUGCGCGCCUCACUGCUGGUGGUGAGCCUGAACCGGGAGAAAUGCCGGGCGUCAAGGAGGAAGAGGAGCUCCUUCCAGCUGCCCCUGGCCUUCAGCCGCGUCUGCAAACGCAGGAGGCUCCACAUCCAGUUCAGGGACGUGGGCUGGCAGCACUGGAUCAUUGCCCCCCAGGGCUACAUGGCCAACUAUUGCCACGGGGAGUGCCCUUACCCACUGAGCGAAAGCCUCAACGGCACCAACCAUGCCAUUCUGCAAACCCUGGUGCACGCCACUGACCCUGAGGACACUCCCCAACCCUGCUGUGUCCCCAUUAAACUCUCCCCCAUCUCCAUGCUCUAUUACGAUAACAAUGACAACGUUGUCCUGAGACACUAUGAUGAGAUGGUGGUGGAUGAGUGCGGCUGCCGAUGAGAUCUUCCUCCAAGCAAAGUUGUUUUUAAUUCUGUUGCUGUUGUCCCUCUUUUAGCCUAUUUUAUAUGAUUUAUUUCUUCCCCCACAAUAAACAUUUGCUUUCAAACUAUAUUUUU